GUUUCCGGGAGAGACAGUGCUGGGGGUGCGAUUCCGGGUGGGGGGAGGUGGCGCGAGGCGGAGGGCAGGGGUCGCGCGUCGUGGGGCCUGACCUCGUCGGCGUCCCAGUCCGCGCCCAGGGCUCGGCGCAGCCAUGGAGAGCGGAGGGCGGCCGUCGCUGGGCCAGUUCAUCCUCCUGGGCACCAGCUCUGUCGUCACCGCUGUCCUGUACUCCGUGUACCGGCAGAAGGCCCAGGUCGCCCAAGAGCUCAAGGGAGCUAAAAGAAUCCACUUGGGUGAAGACUUAAAGAGUAUUCUUUUAGAAGCUCCGGGAAAAUGUGUGCCUUACGCUGUCAUUGAAGGAGCCGUUCGGUCUGUUAAAGAAACGCUUAACAGCCAGUUUGUAGAAAAUUGCAAGGGGGUGAUCCAGCGGCUGACGCUUCAGGAGCACAAGAUGGUGUGGAACCGGGCAACCCGCCUCUGGAACGACUGUUCCAAGAUCAUUCACCAGAGGACCAACGUGGUGCCCUUUGACCUGGUGCCCCAUGAGGAUGGCGUGGAUGUGGCCGUUCGGGUGCUGAAGCCCCUGGACUCGCUGGAUCUGGACCUGGAGACGGUGUACGAGAAGUUCCACCCCUCCGUCCAGUCCUUCACGGACGUCAUCGGCCACUACAUCAGCGGGGAGCGGCCCAAGGGCGUCCAGGAGACCGAGGAGAUGCUGAAGGUCGGGGCCACCCUCACGGGGGUGGGCGAGCUGGUCCUAGACAGCAGCUCCAUCCGUCUGCAGCCCCCCAAGCAGGGCAUGCAGUACUACUUGAGCAGCCAGGACUUCGACAGCCUGCUGCAGAGGCAGGAGUCCAGCGUCAGGCUCUGGAAGGUCCUGACUGUGGUGUUCGGCUUUGCCACGUGCGCUACCCUCUUCUUCAUCCUCCGGAAGCAGUAUGUGCAGCGGCGAGAGCGACUGCGCCUCCAGCAGAUGGAGGAGGCGUUCCGGGAGCACGAGGCCCAGCUGCUGAGCCGAGCCAACCCCGAGGACCGGGAGAGUCUGAAGAACGCCUGCGUCGUGUGCCUGAGCAACUUCCGGUCUUGCGUCUUCCUGGAGUGCGGGCAUGUGUGUUCCUGCACCGAGUGCUACCACGCCUUGCCGGAGCCCAAGAGGUGCCCCAUCUGCAGGCAGGCGAUCACCCGGGUGAUUCCCUUGUACAACAGCUAAUGGUCUCGAGGCCCCACAGUGAGACCCCCCCGCCCCGCUUCAGCGCUGUUUAUCUCCAGGCCUUUAGAAGAGCAGUGGUGGGCGGCCGUCAUCUCACAGCCCCAGCAGCAGAGGGUGGCCUUUCCAACGUGCAGGGGACCUUUUCCGGCACUGAGCACAGACUCACGGCCCCACCGUGGGGCAGGCGCCGUGGUGCCGUGUCCCCUCCUUGGAGGCCCUGAGCGUGCGUGGCUGGGGACAGCUCACUGCUCAAGUGCCAAAGUCAGUGGCCUCUGGCUUUUCUAUUCUGGUGUCUUCUCGUCCUUUCUGGUGAGGUGUCGGUUCCUGUGGACUUGAGCCUUGAGUGACUCGGCCAGAGGGGAGGCAAAGCUGCCGCGCGGAGCCGCUUCUGAAGAGACUGCCCCGGUCUUCCUCCCCCUUGCUUACAGCCCGGAAAAAAGUUGUCAGGCUGGAUGCGCC
Kogia breviceps (pygmy sperm whale) is the source of this 1651-nucleotide messenger RNA. It is a transcript of the gene MUL1, whose product is annotated as mitochondrial E3 ubiquitin protein ligase 1. Gene Ontology annotation, cellular component: mitochondrion. Gene Ontology annotation, molecular function: ubiquitin-protein transferase activity. Gene Ontology annotation, biological process: protein ubiquitination; organelle organization. NCBI's taxonomy places the organism in Eukaryota, Metazoa, Chordata, Mammalia, Artiodactyla, Physeteridae. The record is from RefSeq and is a predicted model, not a curated record.